AAAAACAUUUUCACUUCCCUUAUCAGUAGCUAUAAAAGAAUGUCCCUCAGUCUCUGUUUCUUACAAACAGAGCAACCAAAAUGGACAGGUUCAUUUCCCUUCUUGUUCUUUCAAUGCUGCCACAGUUUGCAGUGCCUCAGGCCGCCUCUGUGACCUCCUUCAGAGCUGUAGCGGAGAUGGUGUCAGGGCACUCAAAGAUCUUCACUGGAGAGAGUGUCCGGCUGAAAUGCAGCGUUUCUGAUCCCCACAGGUCCACCUGGGAAUACGUGUGGUUCACGGGAUCUGAGCAACCCUUGCACACUGGUGAACAACUCUUUCUGUGGAAAGUCCGUGUUAAAGACAGUGGGAAAUAUUACUGCCGGGGAGUGAGGGACACAGUGGUGGGAAAAAUACACACCCUCCAAAGUCUGCCUGUGGAGAUCACCGUUGAUGGAGGGUGGGCUAUCCUGCAAGUCCCACCUCAUCCCAGCCUGGUUGGAGACACCUUGAAGGUCACGUGUCACUUGCGAGGCAGAGCCCCACUUCAUGAAGUGAUUCUGUACAAAGACGGUGUUGAAGUUAUGAGACAAAAGGGCAUGAAUCCACAUUUCUACCUAACCAACUUGACCACGGAGGACCGAGGAAUGUAUUCAUGUCGGGCGUCCUGGGACGCAGAUGCACGUACACGCUCUGUAAUUUCAACCAACACCCUAGUGCAGGUCUUAGAGGUUCUGUCGCAGCCAGUUUUGGAGAUUGAGAAAGACAAUGACCUGAUUCCAGCACAUUCGAUGAAGCUCAUCUGCCACCACCAAUACAACGCCCCUGCUCCCGCCCCCCCAGUACACUACUAUUUCUACAAGAAUAAUAAACAACUGGGAACAGCAAACUCUGACAACCAUGUUACGGUCAGACGGACUCCGGGCCUAUACAGCUGCAGGGCCAAGGUGCCUGUGUUAGACCUCGUCAGGUGGAGUGAGCCCAAAAGCUAUGGACAAGUGACAGGACCACAGAUGUUGCCUCCAUUUCUUCAAUCCAGAGGUACAAGACCUGUAGCUCCCCCAAUCUCAUCCUCACACUGGUCCUUGCCUCAUGCACCUGAGCCAGCAACUGCCCGACCUUCUCCUCACAAAUCCACUGUAACUGCUGCUUUUAUUCAACCUACUGAAGUGCCUCAGGCCUCAGGUCUCAGGCCAAGUACUCUGCUAUCUGCAGUCCAGUCUUCCUCCAAGAUUGCUAUCACAGAAAAUGUCGACAUACCAGAAGAAUCUGUUGAAAUGUCUGGAGAGUCUGGUGACAUGCCCAAGGAAUCUGAUGAUGUGUCUCAUGACUCUCCAGUCACUGUCCCAGUGUGGCAAGUUAGCACCCAUCACAGACUGGUGCAGAAAUGAAUAAUAAUAAAUCAGAGUAGCAACUUACGGCUGCCAUGUUUUUAACUAUCAGAUAUAAAUCAUAUGUACAGGGCCAUUGUACUGCCAGUGCACACUUGAUUAACUGUGAAAUAUACAAGCUACAGAUUGCCAAGUAUCAACUCCAUGAUUUCAUCUGUACAAAACUAACUGGAUCAGUAGUGCUGAUGAUAAUAAUUAAUGCCAUAUUGGUUGAAGCAAAUAAAGCAUUCCAUAAAUGA
This is a messenger RNA of Scatophagus argus, 1606 nucleotides long. RefSeq lists its product as uncharacterized. The record is from RefSeq and is a predicted model, not a curated record. Lineage: Eukaryota; Metazoa; Chordata; Actinopteri; Scatophagidae. The coding region runs from base 81 to 1367 and encodes 428 amino acids. Gene Ontology annotation, molecular function: transmembrane signaling receptor activity. Gene Ontology annotation, biological process: cell surface receptor signaling pathway. The transcript is spliced from 6 exons.